AUGUACUUACGUGCAUCUACGUCGCUCUCACGCAUCACCGCCAUCGCCAACCGUCGAUCGCCGGCGGUCGUCAAACGUCGGGAUUACAGUGACAACGCCGAUAGCGCAAAGAGAGGACUUGUCGUUGGUGUAUACAUUGACGAUUCUGGAAAUAACUUGAAACUUACACCAGCAGCUGACCAGAUAAAUCAAGAGAGUGGUGGCGCAAUUUUAAAAGCAUUAAAAAUUUUGCGACAUACUAAAAUGUAUUAA
Macrosiphum euphorbiae (potato aphid) is the source of this 252-nucleotide messenger RNA. The record is from the annotation of a GenBank genome assembly. NCBI's taxonomy places the organism in Eukaryota, Metazoa, Arthropoda, Insecta, Hemiptera, Aphididae.